CCCUCUCCUCUCCUCUCCUCUCCUCUCCUCUCUGCUUUAGGGUUGACACACAUCAGGACUCUCUGGGCUUGGGGUUUUCAGGGUUCCCCCAUCGGUUUCUCCUUGUCUUCCCCUCUCACCCUCAAGUUUUUUCUUCCUUGUUCUGUCUUGGCUCUCAUGUCUGCUGGACUUGGAGUCUGAUUGAUUAUUCAUUCCUAUUCCUUUGGGAAAAGGGGGUUGAUUUAGAGCUUUGGGGUACACAGAGACGGAGGGGCUCCCCCAUCUGUCCACCUAGCAUCCGAUGCGGCCUCGUCUCCUGCAUGGACUCUCUGGGGUCUCUGUCACCCUCUUCUGUGUGGCGCUCCUCUCCGUGAGACACAGGACUCCAGGACUCAGUGGGACAGGCCCUGGGGAGAAUAGCACCAAGCCAGGGGCCCUGGCACUCACUGACAUCUACAUUGCUGUCAAGACAACCCAGAGCUUCCAUAGGUCCCGACUGCAGCUGCUGCUGGACACUUGGAUCUCAAGGGCAAGAAAGCAGACUUACAUCUUCACCGAUGGAGAGGACCAGGCCCUCCAGGAGAGACUAGGGCCUCACCUCGUGGUCACAAACUGCUCUGCUGAGCACAGCCACCCGGCCUUGUCGUGCAAGAUGGCAGCAGAGUUCGAUGCCUUCCUGGCCAGUGGACUGAGUUGGUUCUGCCACUUGGAUGAUGACAAUUACCUGAACCCAGAACCCCUGCUGACGCUCCUGUCCUCCUUCUCACCCACCUGGGAUGUGUACGUUGGGAAACCAAGUCUGAACAGGCCCAUUGAGGCUUCAGAGCCAAUGCCCAACAACCAGAUGAGGCCAGUACGAUUCUGGUUUGCUACAGGUGGAGCUGGUUUCUGUAUCAAUCGAAAAUUGGCCAGGAAGAUGGUGCCAUGGGCCAGUGGCCCCAAUUUCCUGAGCACCUCCACGAGGAUCCGACUACCUGAUGACUGCACUGUGGGCUACAUUGUUGAGUGCAAGCUGGGGCGCCGCCUGCUCCCUAGCCCUCUGUUCCACUCCCACCUAGAGAACCUGCGGAUUCUUGGGGCUGCCCAGCUCCCAAAUCAAGUCACUCUCAGUUAUGGAGUCUUUGAGAAGAAACUCAAUGCCAUUGACCUGGAGGGCCCCUUCUCUCCACAAGAAGACCCCUCCAGUGAUCCUUAUUCUUCCCCUUGGGGUGAUAUAGAACCUUAUGGAAGAUGAUGUGGAGGAAAUUUAUGUGGGUUCCGAUCCCUCCAUUGUCUCCUCUAUCCUGAUACCUCCUGGUGCCCACAGCAGGCUACUCAGUGACUCCUGACACCUCCUUCUUGGGACAAAGGCCAUGGAAGGCCUUUGGAUACUGUGUCACUUAUAGAGGACCUGAGGGUCACCUCCAGCCCAAUCUUUCCUUCUGCAGUGGGCUUCCCAGGAAAGAGCAAGGGUAUUGCCAAUGGUGGGAUGUCUUGGUUUCCUGACCUCCGUCAGGAUGAGGUCUGGGUUUGGACAGUGGCUAUCAUCUAAGGCAUCUAGUGAUUUCCCCCAUUCAUGUGAUGCCAUCUCUCCCAGGUGACCUAGGAAAGUGUUGGGUAGCUAAGGAAGCUGAGAAGACUGAGUUGGGAGGUGAAAAGGACUGGCUCCCUGCAGUCCUAUGAAGGAUGAGUCAAACAGAAGGUUAGGGACAGAACUUUGGGGAAAAAGGGCCAGGAAGUUUCUCUACCUUCCUGGGGUGGGAGGUCCUAACUGACUACAAAGGACAAAGGAAAACUCCCAGAUGGAUCUUGGGGCAGGGUUGUCCUUCUUUGGACCUCAGUUUCCUUAUCUGAAAAACAAAGAGAUCAGAUUUGAUGGUUUCUAAGGUGUCAUUCCAUGUCUAAGGGCCUUUAGCUCUGACUAUGUUUUCAGAUCCCUCCCACUUUCUCUGUUCUGAGGGCCCUCCCAUUGCUGACAUUCCAUGCUUUGAGGUCCCUCCUAGCUUUAACAUUCUGUAAUGCCUUCUCUACUGAGUCAGACUCUUGUUGGGGCUCUGUCCUUCUGAGGCUGGCUGCAAAUACCUAUGAACUGGGCACAUCCCCCAGUAGAAUAAAGUGAGACACUGGGCUCAGUUACAAAUUGGGUCCUUUUGUAAAAGUCUAUGUGUAUAUACUGGGCACCAUCUUGGGGGCACUUGCACUGCUCCCCCUAAGACUCUAAGUGAUGGAAGAGUUGCUAAUUUGCAUUAAUAAAGAGAAUUUCCUCAUGUGGGAGUUCCUUACACCAAUGAAAUCACAAGUCCCCUCCCGAAAGUACCUUGCUACAGUGACAAAGAACAGGAGAGCCCAUUGGGUAGCAUCCCUGCUACUUUAGCCUUUCUAUUUGCCCCAGACAUCCUUCUCCAGUGAUCAGUACUAGGAUUUAGAGCAGGCAAGGCACCUUAGAGAUGAUAUGACUUGUCUCAUAUUUUGCAGAGGAGAAUACUGAGGCUAUAGAAGGAAAUUAAUUUGCCCAGAUCACACAGGUAGAUCAUGUCAACUAGACUUAGAACCCACAUUUUCUGACUCCAAAUCCAAAGUCCUUUCCAUCUGGACUUCAACCCCCCCUCCUAGGUGUGGCAUGGUGUGAUGAUUGUAACAAAGUAUGUGGCCUGGUGGUAAGGGAAGAGGGGAGUGUCAAGAGGCAGGAACCUUUUGCUUGACCCUUUGGUCCAAAAAAAUGGGAAUGGGUUUGAAUUGGGAUGUGAGAGAAAGAGGAUACUGUGUGGUUAAAGCUGAACUAAGUAACCAGAAAUAUAGUAUAGUAAGGGAGGUCCCUAAGGGGGAAGUGAUCCAGGGCCUGGCACAUAGUAGGCAUUUGAUAAAUUCAGUGGUAGAUGUCUGGGGGGGUGUUGCUGGAUGUGUUAAGGGGGAGAUUAAAACAUUCUUAUUUUA
Molecule: messenger RNA, 2892 nt
Organism: Vombatus ursinus (common wombat)
Lineage: Eukaryota; Metazoa; Chordata; Mammalia; Diprotodontia; Vombatidae
Gene: MFNG
Product: MFNG O-fucosylpeptide 3-beta-N-acetylglucosaminyltransferase
Exons: 9
Coding region: 281-1213 (310 amino acids)
Biological process (GO): regulation of Notch signaling pathway
Cellular component (GO): membrane
Molecular function (GO): O-fucosylpeptide 3-beta-N-acetylglucosaminyltransferase activity
Source: RefSeq, a predicted model, not a curated record